Meloidogyne enterolobii is the source of this 360-nucleotide messenger RNA. NCBI's taxonomy places the organism in Eukaryota, Metazoa, Nematoda, Chromadorea, Rhabditida, Meloidogynidae. The record is from the annotation of a GenBank genome assembly.
AUGUGCGUGGGUUGGGUGAAGCUAUUAGACUUUGAAUUUUUCUAUGGAAAAGUUCCUGUGUUAGAAGUUGAUGGAAAGCAAUUGAGUCAAUCCGGCGCAAUCCUUCAAUAUUUGUCUAAUAAAUUUGGUUUGGCUGGAAAGGAUGAAUGGGAAAAAGCUAAAAUUGUUGAAAUUUUUGACUUUUACAAGGAUGUUUAUAAUGAACUAGCACCUUAUAUUUAUGCUAAAUGGGGUAUUCGUGAAGGAGAUGUGGAUAAACUUCGAAAGGAUGUAUUUCUGCCUGGUGCAGAACGAGUCUUUCCACUUUUUGUCAAAUUGUUGCAGAGUCUGGAUCGGGAUUUUUCGUUAAAUCUGGCUUAA